Sus scrofa (pig) is the source of this 1037-nucleotide messenger RNA. Its product is annotated as glutathione S-transferase theta-1. Gene Ontology annotation, cellular component: cytoplasm. Gene Ontology annotation, biological process: glutathione metabolic process. NCBI's taxonomy places the organism in Eukaryota, Metazoa, Chordata, Mammalia, Artiodactyla, Suidae. The record is from RefSeq and is marked provisional. Gene Ontology annotation, molecular function: glutathione transferase activity.
AGGGCCGCUGGUCUUCUGGCGGCGUCCGUCCGAGUCCACUGCCUUGCAAGGCCGGUCCACCCCGCCAUGGGCCUGGAGCUCUACCUGGACCUGCUGUCCCAGCCCUGCCGCGCCAUCUACAUCUUCGCCAAGAAGAACGGCAUCCCCUUCGAGCUGCGCACCGUGGACCUGCGCAAAGGCCAACACCUCAGCGGUGCCUUUGCCCAGGUGAACCCCCUGCAGAAGGUGCCUGUCUUGAAGGACGGGGAUUUCAUCUUGACGGAGAGCGUGGCCAUCCUGCUCUACCUGACCCGCAAGUAUAAGGUCCCUGACCACUGGUACCCUCAAGACCUGCAGGCCUGUGCCCAAGUGGAUGAGUACCUGGCCUGGCAGCACACGACUCUGCGGAGAAACUGCCUCCGGGCCCUGUGGCAUAAGGUGAUGCUCCCUGUUUUCAUGGGGGAGCUGGUCUCUCCUGAGACACUGGGGACCACGCUGGCAGAGUUGGAUGUGACCCUGCAGGUGCUUGAGGACAAGUUUCUCCAGAGCAAGGCUUUUCUGGCUGGGCCCCACAUCUCUCUGGCUGACCUGGUAGCCAUCACGGAGCUGAUGCACCCUGUGGGGGCUGGCUGCCAGGUCUUUGAAGGCAGACCCAAGCUGGCUGCAUGGCGCCAGCGCGUGGAGGUGGCAAUCGGGGAGGUCCUCUUCCAGGAGGCCCAUGAGGUCAUUCUGAAGGCCAAGGACUCUCAGCCUGUAGACCCCACCCUAAAGCAGAAGCUGCUGCCAAAGGUGCUGGCCAUGAUCCAGUGAGCCGGGAAGCCUCCCCCCUGCUCUGCCCUGGAUUUCCAGUGUCCACAGGAGGCAGACUCAGUGACUUGCCUGAGUCUCACUGCACCUCUGCUCCCAGGGCCAGGUCCACCCUCCCCACCUCCUCCCAUCUUCCACAGCUGCCUGAAAAGCACAAUGAGAAUGGCACACCCAGACCGUCUCUCCUUUAAUCAAUGCAUUUUGUUUUCAAUUUGGAAAAUAAACCUGAGCUUAGCUUGAGCCUCUGCUUU